GUGCCCACAUUCACAGAGCGAUAGGCAAGCCGAGCGGUUCGAGCAGCAGCCACCAAGUUCCGGAAAGAUGUCCAUGCAGCCAGCCCCAACAGGAGAUAACGAGUAUAGAACGCGGCAGAGUCCUGGCAUUCUUCUAGCCACAACCAGGGGCAGUCACUGGAUUAUGGGCCUGUUAUUCGUCCACACAAUUAUGUCUCUCAUGGUAGUUAAGGUCGCCUCCACAGCAGCUCUGUAUCAACACCAGCAACAACCACUGCAACCACUCAACGACAUUGAGUCCACAGCAGAGACGACACCCAGCGACAGGGAGACCCAGAGCCUGGGCCUGAAUCAGAACCAGAGCCAGAUCCAAAGCAGCAGCGACAUCGAGAAGAUGCGUGCCAAGUUACAGCAACUGCAGCACGAGCAGCAGCAAGAGUAUCUACGGCAACAGCAGCAGCAGUUGCAGCUGCAUCUGCAACAGAUGCAUGCCACGGGAGCUGUUGGCGAAACCGCCUACUUAUUGGAGCGUGCCGACCACGUCGCACCCGCCCCUGCGCCCAUCUACGGAACAUGGCGCACGAAAGCGAGACGGGCCCCACACGCCACCUCGGGUAACGAUGUUGACGAUGGGCAUGUCUACGAGCGCCUGCCCAAGCGAUCAGCGACCAUGACACCUCUUCGUGGCGUGCUGCGCGAUCAGAUGCCCCGCCCGCCUCGCCUAGCCACCCAGGACACGCACCACCCCCAGAUGUCCGGCUCUCCACCGCCGCCGCCCUCAACGUCCCUGCUGAGGCGCCACUAUUCCGAGACGCCGGGCACUCUGGCCAUGCGGGAAGACUUUAAGCCGAAACCCUUCCACUUUCCCUACGACGGUCCCAUGCCCGAACAGUUCACCAAGGGCGAGGCGGAGAGGGAGCAACGCCCGCGGCCAGAGGUGAACAACAUCCAGGACAUCCUGCAGCACCUACACAUAAAUGGGUUGGGUCCAAGCAAGCUGCCACCGAUGGUGAUGAUGCCCACGGGCCUCCAUAUUGCUGGAAGCUUCAAGAACCUUAAGAGCAGCGGUAUCGGGAACUUUUUUCGCAGCAAGCGGAACAAGAAGCAGAUGCAGUUCAGCAUCCCAUUGCCUAUAUCAAUGGGCCACAUGCCAAUGCCAAUGCCAAUGCCCAUGUCCAUGUCCAUGCCGAUGGCCAUGCCAAUGCCCAUGCAGUGGUACGGCCCGGGAGUGAUGUCCCACCAGCGCGUGGCCAUUGAUCAGUUGUAUCCAUACAAGCCACGCUCCCCGCAGGACAUCAAUUUGCUGGCCAUGCAGCAGCUAACACCCAACAAGAACGUGUCCAAGAAGAAGAAUAAGAAAAAGCACCAGAACCAGCAGCACCAGCAGCAGCAGCAACAGUUGACCCAGGGCAACCACAAUCUCCUCCUGGAGCACGGCAGUCAGCAGCACUACGUGGCCGAUCCUUUUGGCCAGCACCUGCCACAGCCAGUGCUCGGCCUAAAUGCCACACGACAGCCGCUGCAUAAGCGCAUUCCCUUCAAGCUGAAUCUGGACAUCUAUCCGGUGAUGCCUCCCUCGCGUCCCGCUUCAGUACUCCGCAAUCCUUUCCAGCAGGAGUACGCGAUGCCUUCGCCGGCAGCACUGACUGGAACCACGGCCGCCGCCUACCAGCAUCUGGGUCCCGGCGUCUACCAGACGCCAUUCAAAUUCCCCACCCAGGCGCCCCAUCCAGGCCACAUGCAAAUAUCCUUCCCCGACCAGGCCCCGCGACUUAGCCAGCAGCAAGCUCUCUAUCAGUCUCAGGCCCACAAAUUUCCGCCUCCCAAGAGCGUGCAUCCCGAUGAGGCCAUCUAUGGACAUGGCCCGGCUUAUGGACAUAGCCUGGCGCAAGGACAAAAUCAGGGCCAGAGUCAUUGGCAGGGCCACAGCCAUGGCUAUCCACAAGGUCAGGGCUUGGCUCACGUUCAGGCUCUGGGUCAAGUUCAGGGACAGGGUCAGGCGAUGGAGUCUCAGUCUAUAGAGUCUCACACGAGCCCCAUUAUGCUCCAUCUGAAUGUCUUUCCCAAGCAGAAGCCCACGGCGACAAUACGCGCUUCCACGAAUCCGUUUUACAACAACAACUUGAAUCGGAACACGAUCUACUCGAGUGAUCUGCCCCCACCCAAUCCCCCGAGCCCCAUCGAGCCGCGUCAGGCAGGCAAUGGCUCUGCAACACCGGCAGCCACUCAUCCGCAACACCAUCAUCAGCAACAGCAGCCGUCACAGCAGAUAUCUCUUAAUCAAACCCAGCAGCAUCAUCAACCGCAAGUGAAUCGCUCCAGUUCCAUCUCUCGCAGCGACCACAUGCCCCUCAUCGACUUCGAGCAUCCGAUUGUGGCCGCCGACUUGCCAGAGGCGCCACAUCCAGCCUCUCUUGUCAGCCACCGGACCGAUCAUCGCCACCACAGGGCGCAGGGGCAUCACCCUAUGGAUGAGCACUUUCGGUACCAAAAGAACGCCAAUAUCGAGCAACUGGCGGCCGAGGCACAGACAGCAUCUCUCUUCCGCUUUCCCGUCGAGGAUCUGAUACAAUUCCACGUGGACGAUGCCCUCUAACCAUUAACUGUAUUAGCUGUAUCACUUUUUUUUUAUUCUUCAGUUAAUGUAGAAGUUAAAUCAUUAUAAAUGG
Messenger RNA from Drosophila miranda, 2648 nucleotides. RefSeq names its product chromatin modification-related protein eaf-1. Lineage: Eukaryota; Metazoa; Arthropoda; Insecta; Diptera; Drosophilidae. The transcript has 2 exons. Bases 68 to 2575 code for a protein of 835 amino acids. The record is from RefSeq and is a predicted model, not a curated record.